GUUUGCUCCCGCGCUGGGGCAGGUCAGACCAGGUCUAGGAUAGUUCCGGGGCCUUCCCAUCUUGGGAGCCAGCUCGGCUCGGGCGACUUUUGUGGGGGGUUGGCGAGGGUUGGACGGAGUGCGGACUUUGCAGGGCCUGCCGCCCAGAUGAGUCCUACUGUGGCUUCCCGGCAGCCUAGACGCGUCCAGGUAAGGUUCCUGUGGGGGGCGGGAGAGAGGCGCAGAAGUGGCUAGUUCCCAGAUUUUAUAGGCCCCCAAUGGAUACCAUGUUGGAAGCCAGACUCCAGACCAAGCAGAGGAACACCCAGAACAGCCGGGAGACCAGCUUGUGGUCCUCAGGCUUUGGGAUGAAACUGGAGGCUGUUACCCCAUUCCUGGGGAAAUAUCGCCCCUUUGUGGGUCGCUGCUGCCAGACCUGCACUCCUAAGAGCUGGGAGUCCCUCUUUCACAGAAGCAUAAUGGAUCUAGGCUUCUGCAACGUGAUUCUGGUGAAGGAGGAGAACACCAGGUUUCGGGGCUGGCUGGUUCGGAGGCUCUGCUGUUUUCUGUGGUCACUGGAGCAGCACAUACCACCUUGUCGGGACGCCCCAGAGAAGAUCAUGGAAAGAACUGGGGUGCAGAAUGUCAUCUCAGGGAGGGACCCAGGAGGGGCUGGAGAAGGCCAGGUGUCAGGCCUUGUGAAGAAAGACGUACAGCGCAUCCUGGGCCAUAUCCAGGCUCCACCCUGCCCCUUCCUACUCAGGCUAUUCAGCUGGGCGCUGCUGCGGUUCCUGAAAUGUGUCUUCCUGAACGUGCAGCUCCACAAGGGCCAGAUGAAGAUGGUCCACCAGGCCGCCCAGGCGGGCUUGCCGCUUGUCCUCCUCUCUACCCACAAGUCCCUCCUGGAUGGGAUCCUGCUGCCCUUUGUGCUGCUCUCCCAAGGCCUGGGUGUGCUCCGUGUGGCUUGGGACCCCCGCACCUGCUCUCCCACCCUCAGAGCUCUGCUAAAGAAGCUUGGGGGGCUUUUCCUGCCCCCAGAGGCCAACCUCACCUUGGACAGCUCUGAGGGAGUCCUUACAAAGGCUGUGGUCCAUGCCGCUAUAGAGCAGCUGUUGGUCAGCAAGCAGCCCUUGCUUAUAUUCCUGGAAGAGCCUCCUGGGGUCCUGGGGCCUCGGCUGUCAGCCCUGGGCCAAACCUGGCUGGGACUGGUGGUGGAGGCUGUCCAGGUGGGGGUUGUCCCAGAUGCUAUGCUGGUGCCAGUGGCCAUCACCUAUGAUCUGGUUCCAGAUGCACCCUGUGAUGCAUACCACGCCUCGGCCCCACUGGGGUUGUGGACAGGAGCUCUGGCUGUCCUGCGGAUCCUGCGAGGCUGGGGCCGCAGCCGCCCAGUCUGUGUCCGUGUUCACCUGGCCCAGCCCUUCUCCCUACAGGAAUACACCAUCAACGCUAGAAGCUGCUGGGGCAGCAGGCAGACCCUGGAGCAGCUGCUGCAGCCCAUCGUGCUGGGCCAAUGCACUACUGUCCCAGACACGGAGAAGGAGCAGGAGUGGACUCCAGCAACUGGGCCCCUUCUGGCGCUCAAGGAAGAGGACCAGCUCCUGGUCAGGAGGCUGAGCUGUCAUGUCCUGAAUGCCAGCGUGAUGAGCUCGGCAGUGAUGAGCACGGCCAUCAUGGCGACACUGCUGCUCUUCAAGCACCAGAAGGGUGUGUUCCUGUCACAGCUCCUGGGGGAGUUCUCCUGGCUGACCGAGGAGACGCUACUGCGUGGCUUUGACGUGGGCUUCUCAGGGCAGUUGCGGUGCCUUGUGCAGCACACGCUGAGCCUGCUACAGGCACAUGUGACCCUCCUCCGCGUCCAUCAGGGGGACUUGCUCGUAGUUCCUCGGCUGGGUCCCGGCCUCACCCACCUGGCACAUCUGAGUGCUGAGCUGCUGCCUGCCUUCCUGAGUGAGGCUGUGGGUGCCUGUGCUGUCCGGGGACUGUUGGCAGGCAGGGUGCCGCCUGAGGGACCCUGGGAGCUACAGGGCAUCGAGCUGCUGAGCCAGAACGAGCUGUACCACCAGAUCCUGCUGCUGCUGCACUUGCUACCACAGGACCUGCUGCUGUUACAGCCCUGUCAGUCUUCCUACUGCUACUGUCAGGAAGUGCUGGACCGUCUCAUCCAGUGUGGGCUCCUGGUUGCCGAGGAGACCCCAGGCUCCAGGCCAGCCUGUGACACAGGGCGGCAGCGUUUAAGCGCAAAGCUGCUGUGGAAGCCAAGUGGAGACUUUACUGAUAGUGACAGUGAUGACUUCGAGGAGGCUGAGGGCCGGUUCUUCAGACUCAGUCAGCAGUCACGCUGCCCUGACUUCUUCCUCUUCCUGUGCCGCCUGCUUAGCCCGCUGCUCAAGGCCUUUGCACAGGCUGCCACCUUCCUCCACCAGGGACAGCUGCCUGAUACAGAGUCGGGCUACGCUGAGCAGCUGUUCCAGUUCUUGCAGGCCACUGCCCAGGAGGAAGGGUUCUUUGAGUGCGCAGACCCAAAUCUUGCCAUCAGUGCUAUUUGGACCUUCAGAGACCUGGGGGUGCUGCAGCAGACGCCCAGCCCUGCAGGCCCCAUGCUCUACCUGUCCCCUGCGUUCACCAGCUGGGAAAAUCAGGAGAAGCUGGAACAGUUCAUCCGGCAGUUCAUUUGUAGCUAG
Messenger RNA from Herpailurus yagouaroundi (jaguarundi), 2660 nucleotides. RefSeq names its product glycerol-3-phosphate acyltransferase 2, mitochondrial. Gene Ontology annotation, cellular component: mitochondrial membrane. The transcript has 22 exons. The record is from RefSeq and is a predicted model, not a curated record. The coding region runs from base 258 to 2660 and encodes 800 amino acids. Lineage: Eukaryota; Metazoa; Chordata; Mammalia; Carnivora; Felidae. Gene Ontology annotation, biological process: phospholipid biosynthetic process; glycerol-3-phosphate metabolic process; piRNA processing. Gene Ontology annotation, molecular function: glycerol-3-phosphate O-acyltransferase activity.